AUGGAUAGGAAUAUUCAGAGAGCUUGGCCAGGAAUUGAAAUUAGGCAUGGCUCAGUGGCAAACAACAGGGGGCAGAAUAAGAAAGCUUUGGAAGCUCGGUGGAAACCUCUAGAUAAGGGUUGGUUUAAAGUAAACUUUGACGGGGCAGCUCAAUCUAGCAGAAAUGUGGCAGGAGUAGGUUUUGUUAUGUGGAAUGAUUCUGGAGACUUAAUUAAGUGUGGAGCUAAAAGACUAAGGAGAUGCACGAAUAAUGAGGCUGAAGUGCAAGCUUCUCUACUAGCAGUUGGAUUGGCCAGAAUCCAAGGUGUUCGAAAUCUCCAUCUGGAAGGUGACUCCCUGAUUAUAAUUCAGGCCCUAAUGAAUGGGGAGAUCAAAGCAUGGCAUUUACAAGGAUUUAUUGCUUUGAUUAAAGAGGAGUUAAAUUUUUUUGAAAAUUUCAAAAUUAGCCACAUCCGAAGAGAAGGCAACUAG
Cryptomeria japonica (Japanese cedar) is the source of this 471-nucleotide messenger RNA. RefSeq lists its product as uncharacterized. The record is from RefSeq and is a predicted model, not a curated record. The coding region runs from base 1 to 471 and encodes 156 amino acids. Gene Ontology annotation, molecular function: nucleic acid binding; RNA-DNA hybrid ribonuclease activity. The transcript has a single exon. NCBI's taxonomy places the organism in Eukaryota, Viridiplantae, Streptophyta, Pinopsida, Cupressales, Cupressaceae.